This is a messenger RNA of Lachancea meyersii CBS 8951, 1209 nucleotides long. Lineage: Eukaryota; Fungi; Ascomycota; Saccharomycetes; Saccharomycetales; Saccharomycetaceae. The record is from the annotation of a GenBank genome assembly.
AUGUCUACAAUUCUGUACAAUGCUAACUCGAAAUUGGUGUCGAGGUUUCACCGCAAAGUGAAGCUGAGAAACGAACUGAACGUUGAUUUUAGUGAUGAGCCAAGCUUCAAGUCAUCUCAUCCAAAAAACUCUCCCGAAUAUCUACGCGAGCUGUGCAAAUCAGUAUACCCAGAAUCUUUGCACUCGAAUUUUACUGACAUGGCCAUCUCGAGACUUUCAGUCCAUGCGUUCUUUGCCUUGAUCGUUCAGAAUUUUGUUAAGACUUGGUUCGGCACGAAAAUCCCAUCAACAGACCCGGAGUUCUUGUGUGAGCUUUUUGCAAUUGUCCAGCGAUUGGUGGUCCACGUUGAGAAUUACGAAGUAAGCUGGGAGCAGCUAAUUCUCGAUGACUUGCCACUCGUUGUGUUCGAACACUUCCAAGCGCUAAAAACAAAUGGGCUGGUGUACAGUCGAGAAAACAGUUCUUCUGCGACGGCGGACUACAUUUGUUCUCUUUUGAGAAGUGAAUCGACGCUAGAAGCUGUCUUUGUUAGAUCCCUCUACGUGAAUUUACUAUGUGGUAAAAUACUUCAUAGCAUUGCAGAGCCCUACCUGACGCUAGAAAUACUAAAUAAGGUGGCACGCUCCAAACUGGAAAAUCUGCAUUCUGAACCGAGCUCCAUUUUCGAGAAGAUCAGCUCAACAAUCACAGUCGUUCGCUCGGCACUUAAGUUCCAUCGUCAAGGUCCACAACAGCUCUGGCGUCCUUUUACACACCGAUACUUUUUUACAUGUGCUAGGAGACUUAUCCGGUUUGAGCAGCGCAGGCCGUUCUUAUACUGUCUUUGCAAAUACACUGAGGCGGCCGCUGCAAAAAUACCAGGUUUCGACAGAUUCAUGUAUCGUCUAUUCCAGACAAAUGUUGCAGACAAACUCUCAUCUGGUCCGCAGGUUGCCCAUAUUUUUGUAGCCUUGCGUCAAUUGGUUUUCCCGAGAGAUACGGUGACAGGGCCGCCUAGGCCGGUUUUCGACGACCACAAGAAAAAGCUCUUGCGCGAAGAAUGCGAGCAAAACUUCUACCAGCUUCUGGCGUCCUACAAAAUAGAAUCCAUUGUGGGACUGACGGUCACAGACGUGAAAAAUUUCGUGAGUACUAUAAGCGCAGACCAGUGCGCCAACGCUCAAUUGCUGGAACGCUUAGUGGCUUGUGUGAUAGCGCAUAUUGCUUAG